AUGAAGCGCAGCGAAUGGCGCGUGAGGACGCAUCCAGAAGGGAGCACGCCAGCCGCGGACGGAGCACCCGGAAAUCCUGGAGUGGGGGAGGCACUGUCAUGGCAGGAUGAGGAGGUGUACCGAAUGUUUUGGAAGCACGGGCAGCACAUGAUGGGGCUGCUGCAGGGCUUUCUGGGCACGAUCGACCUGACAGUCAACCACCACAGAGUGGUCCAGGCCACCAAGCCGUUCGACGAAUACCCCCCCAACAUCCACCGUGCUCUCGAGAGCCUGAAGGAGUACCGCCGCCAGCAGCAUCUCAGGGCAAAUGACGGCAUUGCUCCGGCGCGCAAGCGGAAGAGGAAACCGCAGGGGCGGUGGCCGCGGCGGUUCAAGGAGAUCUGCUUCUUUUUGGGUGAGGCAGGGGUGCCGUGCCCCUCUGACUGGCAGCAGCAGGUGGAAGCGGCUACUGCUGCUGCUCUGGCCGCUGCUGGCCCUCGCCGUCGCAGGGCUGCUAGGUCUGCUGGUGCUGCUGCUGGUGGUGAUAGCUUGGCUGAUGACAGAAGGGUUGAUGCUGGUGAUGGUGGUGAUGGUGAUGAUGUUGGGGAGGUGGUUGAUGGGGAUGUUUCCUGCAAGGCUUUGAAGCGUUCCGAGGCGUCUCAAAAGGUGGCUGGUGGGGGUGCUGCGCGCAAGAGUUUGAAGAGUUCCGCCCGCGGCAAGCCGUCGACAGCAGCUGAUAAGCCAGAGGGCAUGGCAGGGGUUGUGAGAGGGGUUGGUGUUUUGUCUGGUGUUUCGUCUGGUCGUGAGAACAGGGUGGCUGGGAAGGGCAGUCACAGGAGCGAUCAUCGCAAGGAGAAAAAAGCUGGUGACGGGGAGGGGGAGGGGAAGGCCGCUGGGGGCAGUAAGGCUGCUGGUGGCGAUGGGAAGAGAAAAGUCGCUGGAGACAGGAAGACCGCUGGUGGUGAUGGGAAGAGGAAGAAGGUUGCUGGUAAGCGGGAAUUUUGCAGCACAAAAGCAGGGAAGAGGAGCCGGACGACCAUGCGCUGCCUGGAGCAGGCGACCAGGGAGAGGCUGUGUGAGAUAGGCAAGCAGGCAGAGGAGGCGAAUAGGCGCGCGGUGGAGGCGAAACGGGCGUUGGUGGAUAAGUACUUGGGGAUUUUGAGAGAGAAGCUUGCUGAGGGGGUGGAGGAGGAGAGAAGGAUGCUUGCUGAGGUGGCUGAGAGGGAGGAGGCUAAGCUGGCACGCAUGGCUGGCUUGCUGUGA
Messenger RNA from Closterium sp. NIES-65, 1242 nucleotides. The record is from the annotation of a GenBank genome assembly. NCBI's taxonomy places the organism in Eukaryota, Viridiplantae, Streptophyta, Zygnematophyceae, Desmidiales, Closteriaceae.